UAUCCCUGGCACGGGUGAACCCGGGUUAUUCGGUGAGUGGUGACGGAUUUAUUCUCAACUCUUGCCGGGAGAGGGGAACGAAGAAGAAGAAGAAGAAGAAGAAGAGGAAGAGGAAGAGAGAGAGAGAGAGAGAAGGAGGUGUGUGUGAGGAGAGAGAGGCGCGUAGGAGCUGCGAAACAUGGUAAUCACCGACAUCACCAUCACCAUCACCUCCAGCUCUGCCGCGCGCUCUCCCGUCUCCUCUCCUCCUGCGCACCGGGGCGCGCGUCUCAUGCCCGCAGCUCCCAGAAUAACCCGCCAGCAUGCCGAAGGAAGCAAAACAAGAGCAGCGGUAUUUUUAGGGUCAUCAAUUUCCACCACGUGGUCCGGAGGUAAACCGGAUGGCCGUUGCGCAAAGGUUCCGCGUCAGUAUGUCCUGCGAGGCCGGCACGCCGCACCGGACGCCGGCCGCGGCGCUUCUCCUCCUGGGCUUCCUGCUGGGGCUCGUGUCAGCGUUACCGCUCCCGGGCAGGACGAACGCCACCUCGCUGGAGACGCGCUGGGAGACCCUGUUCUCCCGCUCGGUGCUGGGAAUCUCCGGGGAGAAGCCCGAGCAGAACUGGGAGACCGACUACCUGCUGGGCAUCAAGCGAGUGCGGAGGCUCUACUGCAACGUGGGCAUCGGGUUCCACCUGCAGGUGCUCCCCAGCGGCAGGAUUAACGGUGCACACAAUGAAAACCAGUACACUCUGAUAGAGAUCUCCACGGUGGAGCGCGGGGUGGUGAGCCUCUGCGGGGUGAGGAGCGAGCUGUUUGUCGCAAUGAACAGCCGGGGGAGGUUAUACGGAACGACAGUCUUCCACGACGAGUGCAAGUUCAAGGAGAGCCUGCUCGCCAACAACUACAACGCCUACGAGUCUCUGGUCUACAGAGGCUCCUUCAUAGCACUGAGCAAGCACGGCCGCGUGAAGAGGGGCAACAAGGCCACCACGGCCAUGACUGUGACGCACUUCCUGCCCCGAAUAUGACGAGCAAAAAAAACAAACUGGCAAUAACAGACUGAUUUGCACAUGUGGAUUAUUUCCCAGGUAACACGAAUGCCGCACACGUACAAAGACAAAGCGGACUGUACAAGAAAGAAAUACAACUAUAUCUGAGAGUAUUUAUUCAAACUUUAUAUGUAUAUUUGGGUAGCUGAAUUUGUAUUAGGAAAACUAUGGAAAUGCCAUUCUUUGCUGCUUUUAUGAUUUGGAUCAUUUUUGUGAAGUGACGGAGACGGAGAGGCAUCAUCGGUCCCCUCGGUCUCCUUCGGGUGCUGGAGUGCUGAGCGGCAGUGGAUGACAGUUUGUGGAAAUGAAGCGGAUACGUUAUUACCUCAAAGUACCAUAUCCCCAGAGCGAGAAGAAGGUGAAGAAGAGGAAGAAGAAGGAGAAGAAGAAGAAGAAAGACGUGUGCAUGAACUUUCUACAGAUUUUUUGUGUUUUUUUUCGAUAAAGAAAUAUUUUCAUCCGUCAGGAACUUGGAAGCUUUCGCUGUCAGGGGAAACUCGUGCACUUGCAAAAGUACGGGCGGUAGUUUUCUUUGCUUUGUCAUGAGGUGGCGGUGCCUUGGAUUCCUUCUUGCGGGCCCCUCGCCCCUUGCAUGUGAGAAACGUGGUGCUCGGGUCAGAAAUAGGAGCGAAACGCAAGUCACCGCUCUCAGAGACGCCACCGGCCCAAUUCCUAGAGGGCCGGAGGUUUCUCCGCUUUAUUUUCUUUCCAUAAUUAGAUCAAUUAAGUAAUGGAGACUCUAUGCUGCACAGGACCCAGUGGAGCCUCUUGUUAAUAUGCUGGAUUUAGAGUCAGCACUCAUAUACCCCCCCCCCAACAUCAUGUUCAAGGGAACUUCGACAAUCCCAGGUUUUACUCUCACAUAUGUGUGUGUGUACUGUAUGUGUGGGCUGGAUUUGUUUUUAAGUAUGUUUGUGGACUUGCUCAGUUUUAGAGCUGUUUAGUUUGAGCGGGUGGGGGGGGGUCGUCUGUAAUCGGAUCUCAAACCACAGGGGUUGUGUGUAAUCGGGUCGUCUGUAAUCGGACGACCCCCCCCUCUGCAGCCGAAUACAGAGACCGGACACUGAAGGUGUGUGUGCUUUAUGUGUGUGUGUGUUUGUGUGUGUGUGUGUGGGUGUGUGUGUGUGUGUGUGUGUGUGUGUGUGUGUGUGUGUGUGUGUGUGUGUGUGUGUGUGUGUGUGUGUGUUGUUCUCCCU
Molecule: messenger RNA, 2224 nt
Organism: Platichthys flesus (European flounder)
Lineage: Eukaryota; Metazoa; Chordata; Actinopteri; Pleuronectiformes; Pleuronectidae
Product: fibroblast growth factor 6-like
Exons: 3
Coding region: 381-1007 (208 amino acids)
Biological process (GO): cell differentiation; positive regulation of cell population proliferation; positive regulation of protein phosphorylation
Cellular component (GO): cytoplasm
Molecular function (GO): fibroblast growth factor receptor binding; growth factor activity
Source: RefSeq, a predicted model, not a curated record